CUUUUCUGCUUCCUUUUGGUACACCACAAGCCCCCAGCCCCCACUUUCUCCUCUACCAAUUGGCUCUAUUCUCCCUACCCAUCUUGUCCCACGAGAAUCAAUCCCGCACUCCUUCGAAUGUCCUCUCGUGCUAUCCGCAAGCUGCAGAAGCAGCGCGAACAACAAAUACAAGCCGAGCAGGAGAAUGACGGAUCCAGUGACGAUGAGCUGGUCUCGCGACCCGCAAAGCCGAAACUCAACGCCUUCGACCUUCUGAAUUCCUUUGGCGACGGUGAUGAUGAGGAAGAUGAUGAUGAUGAUGACGACGCCCACGCCGACGAACAGUCCGAGAAAGAAGUUGAGGUGUCGGAGCCGGUGACUCAGCCCGCGCAAGAAGCGAAGGAGGAUGAGGAAGAAGAUGAAGAGCAAGAGGAAAGGGAAGCUGCCAGAACCGUGAAGCCCGCAGGGUCAGGGAAGAAGAAUAAGAAGAAGAACAAGAACAAGAAAAAGAAGGCGACCGCCGCCGCCAACGCCUUCACCACCACCACCACCACCACCGCCACGACCGCCAAAGCAAGGAAAUCAGCCGGCGCAGUCACGACAGGCGAAGAUGAGAUCGACCGCGCGCUCAAGGCACUAGCUGUCGACCCCAAACACCCCACAGCGGGCGGGGAUGGCUGGGGCCGUGAUACUUCGUUUGCGAAAACACCGGAGGAUCUACUGGGCAUCGAUCCACGGAAUCUCAAUGCGACGAACGAGAUGCGCAAGUUGUUUGGGAAUGUGGUGCUGGAGAACUUUGAUCAGGAUACUACUGGGCCGGGUGGGCGUCGGAGGGAUCGCGGACCAGAGACGCUGGACCUGGGACAGGCCCUGACGGGCAGGUAUAGCCCCGCGAGCAGGGGCCAGAGUCUGGCUGGCGUGACGCUGCGGCGCAAUGUCCUCAUGCAAGGCAAGGAUGAAUGGCCCCGGGCGCCCAGCGGAGGGCUGGGUAUGGAGCUGGUCGAGAAACGCGCGGACGGCAAUACACUCUACAAGAUCCUCCACAAUGCUGCGUACACCGAUGUGCAGAGGCAGUUUGAGAUCUGCGUGGAGUCGAUGGAUCCCCAGCGCAUGAUCCACCUCUUACAGUACAACCCCUACCACAUCUCCACCCUGCUCCAGGUGUCGGAGAUCGCUAAGCACCAAGGUGAUCACGCCGUCUCCGCGGAUCUGCUUGAGCGGGCGCUUUUCAAUAUCGGGCGCUCGGCUCAUUCCUCUUUCGGGAACCUGCUGAAGCAAGGACGGGCAAAGCUGGAUUUCGUGCAGGAGGCCAACCGUGAACUCUGGCUUGUUGGCUGGCGGUAUAUUGCGAAUCUGGGUAUGAAGGGCACGUGGCGGACGGCGUAUGAGUGGGCCAAGUUGCUUCUGAGCCUCAAUGACAGUGAUCCGUACUGCAUGCGCCUGCUGAUCGAUCACUUGGCCCUUCGUGGCCGAGAGUACUCCCACUUUGUGGAGCUAUGCACACAGACUCGGCUGAGCAAGGAGUGGGGGACUCUUCCCAACAUUCAAUGCUCGCUCGCCCUGGCAUACCUGCGACUAAACAAACCGAAGGAGUGCCGCGACCAGCUCCGCCGAGCCAUGUCCCGCUACCCAUGGGUAUUCUGCAAGCUCGCGCAGGAAUUGGACAUUCAGCCCAUGCCCAAGCGCAUCUGGGGCAAGAUGCCGCCUACCACUGCCCACGAAAUGCUCACCGAACUUUACAUCUCUCGGGCCAAGGAUCUCUGGAACACUCCGGAAGCGGUCUCCUUGAUCGUGGAAGUGGCCGACACUCUGUCGGAUGAAGAGGAGCCGGUCGAACCGCCGGCAAUCACGCUGGACAUUGCACGCCACGUCGUGCUUUCGGAUAUCCCUAAGGUCACGACUUUUCUUCCGGGACGGUUCAUCUCUGGCAGGAUUUCGGCGUCUGACCCUCUUCCGCCGCAUGAGUCGGAGGCGCAUCGCCAACAGUCCGAUCCCACUCCGUCUUACCUGGCACAAUCCCCGGCUGCGAACCGACCUCAGUGGCUUCGGGAUCUUUUAGACCAGCUCAACAACGGCGGGAUUCAAUUCCCCGGGUUCAACCGUGAUGGCGACGCUGGCGACGAGGUCAUUGGGGACGAGGACGCAUCGGGCGGCGGCGGCGAGACGACCAAUGCACGUGGGCCCCCAGGCGCGGACCAGCAACCACAGCUGGAGCAGUGGCUGUUGGGCGACGGCAUGCAUGCGCUUCAGGCUUUCCUGCAGCAGUACGGUGUGGACCGAGGAAACUGGGGGGACGUCGUCGACUAUUCCCCUCUGACCGAGUAUGUGGAUGGGUUGGACUCUAUUCAGCCCGAGUCGGCACGCGAAACCUUAUUGGCAGGCCCUAUUCGCGAGGCGAUGGGUGAGCUGACGGCUGUCAUGCUGGAGGAUGAAUUGCAGCUGUUUCGGUACGGUGAAGAGGAGGAUGUUUGAUACCCUGAUGGCUACUUGAGUUUUAUGUGUAGGCUAUCAUGACUAGUAUUUAUGAAUUAGAGGGUAAGGCCAGAAGGUUGUGGUGUCAGCGACUAUUGAUCGAGCGUGAAUUAAGUAGGGGUGAUGUAGACCGGCAUUAAGCGAGGAUGAAUGUAGAUCUACAUCACCGAAAAUAUAUUGAUUG
This is a messenger RNA of Aspergillus fijiensis CBS 313.89, 2635 nucleotides long. Its product is annotated as transcriptional repressor TCF25 family protein. Bases 118 to 2451 code for a protein of 777 amino acids. NCBI's taxonomy places the organism in Eukaryota, Fungi, Ascomycota, Eurotiomycetes, Eurotiales, Aspergillaceae. Gene Ontology annotation, molecular function: protein binding. The record is from RefSeq and is a predicted model, not a curated record. The transcript has a single exon. Gene Ontology annotation, cellular component: RQC complex. Gene Ontology annotation, biological process: rescue of stalled cytosolic ribosome; ribosome-associated ubiquitin-dependent protein catabolic process.